Cottoperca gobio is the source of this 1586-nucleotide messenger RNA. It is a transcript of the gene edn1, whose product is annotated as endothelin 1. The record is from RefSeq and is a predicted model, not a curated record. Bases 144 to 755 code for a protein of 203 amino acids. NCBI's taxonomy places the organism in Eukaryota, Metazoa, Chordata, Actinopteri, Perciformes, Bovichtidae. The transcript has 5 exons. Gene Ontology annotation, cellular component: extracellular region. Gene Ontology annotation, molecular function: endothelin B receptor binding; endothelin A receptor binding; hormone activity. Gene Ontology annotation, biological process: regulation of systemic arterial blood pressure by endothelin; vein smooth muscle contraction; intracellular calcium ion homeostasis.
ACUGACAACUGCGUUCUUGCGUGAAUCUCUGAGGACGACCACAGAAACAUUUUGCGAAGGAAGUGAUACUGGAUAGUUAUUUUUCCACUUCUGGAGGAUUAUUCUUUUUCAGCUAUAUUUGUGUUUGAAUAAAGCCUGCAGAAAUGGAUAUAUACAUUUUGCUUUCCGUUUUGUCAUUGAUGCACUCCUGGAUUUUCUGCACAGUGCUAUCAGCGCCAGCUGGAGAGACACCCACUGCCUCCACCGACAGCCAGCGGCGCCAUGUGCGGACCAAACGCUGCUCCUGCGCCACCUUCAUGGACAACGAGUGCGUUUACUUCUGCCACCUGGACAUCAUCUGGGUCAACACACCCGAGCGCGUGGUCUCAUACGGACUGGGCAACACCGGCCCCAGAAAGAGGCGCGCGGUCGCGGACUCCAUGGCAACCAGCAGCGGACCUCCCCGCUGCCAGUGUUUCCACCGAAACGACAACACAUGUAGAAACUUCUGCCGGCUGGAAAAGCACCCCAGGUAUGAAACAUCGCCAGACUCGGUGAUCCGCUCUGCCGAGGGCGAUGGUUGUGCCGGGGCGCAGUGCAAACACAAGCUGGCAGCCGACACGGGCAGGAUCAAGAGGAUGAGGAACAGCAACAUGAAACGGGUGUCGCCUCUAACAAUCGGGGCUGCCUUAAAAACCCGUCUGCUGCUCGAGAAGUGGAGGGUGAGACAGCGACACAGGGCGAGAGCAUGGGAGGGUGAGAGCACGGCCUCCUAAAGAUGGCCGAUAACCUCCGCACCGUAUCAUACAGAGGGAGAAAGGGUUCCAUAAGCCCGUCUCUAAAGCAAGGGGGGAGCCCUGUGGAAGACAAUGGAGAGCCCCAAUGAGGCAGGCAAACAUACUCCAUGACGGCUUCGUGGUGUCAGAGCAGAGAGCAUUCACAACUCCACAUGGUUGCACUUCAUCAGACAGAUGAAGGAGGUCAGAGACCUCACAGGGAGUUGAGGUGAAAGAAGAUAAGCUGAGCAGAGGACUUGGUCCUGGCCUGCAAAAUCAAGUACAUUCAUUGAUCCUGUAGGUGUCACGGUCAGACUCACUGUCACUCCUUUGGACUAAAACAACCAUCAAAUAGCAUUUCAACGUGACAUUACUGGAAGGAUAAACAUAAAUCCCUCUGUUACAGAAAGUAAAGACCACUGCUGUGUACGAAUGAAGGCAGUCCUGCUUAUUAUAUUGUUAUGACUUAUGCCUACAUAGAAAGGAUUAUGUGUCUCGUGUCAUUGCUUUACACAAGAAAUCUUUUCACCGACUGAAACUAUUUACUGCAUUUUACGUAACAGGUUGUCUCCUGUAUGUCAGGUCAUUGUAGCUGUGAAGUACAGUAGCUGCUGGGAGUUCUUCAUGCUGAUGUUAUCACAGAUUUCUUUGCAUUCGUCAUAAUUUAAUUAUUUUUCACAACAUGUUAUGUAAAUGUGUUCUAUUUAUUUAUUCUUUUUACACAUUGUAAUGUGAUGGCCAUGUUGGCCCGUCACAUGUUGGGGUUUGUCAUUUCUAUGAAAUGUUUUGUCAUCAAGGUGCCAAAUUUUGGCCAAACUUACAUAAUUUAAA